Messenger RNA from Erinaceus europaeus (western European hedgehog), 4092 nucleotides. It is a transcript of the gene HSF5, whose product is annotated as heat shock transcription factor 5. Gene Ontology annotation, molecular function: sequence-specific DNA binding; DNA-binding transcription factor activity. The record is from RefSeq and is a predicted model, not a curated record. NCBI's taxonomy places the organism in Eukaryota, Metazoa, Chordata, Mammalia, Eulipotyphla, Erinaceidae. The transcript is spliced from 6 exons. Bases 55 to 1956 code for a protein of 633 amino acids. Gene Ontology annotation, biological process: regulation of DNA-templated transcription.
CGGGGUGGGAGAGCCAGGCUCGGCGGGGCGAGGCCCAGAGCCCGGGCGGGGGCGAUGGAGGAGGCGCUGCUCUCCACCCCCAUCAACCCUAACAACUUCCCCGCCAAGCUGUGGCGGCUGGUGAACAGCCCUCGGUACCGCUCGAUCCGCUGGGACGGCCGCGGCGAGGGGCUGCUCAUCGACCAGCCGCUCUUCGAGGCCGAGCUGCUCAGCCCGCCGGUGGCCGGGGCGGGGGGCGGCACGGGGGGCGGCGGGGGUGGCGGCGGCGGCGGCGGCGGCGGCGGUGGCGGCGGGGCAGAGCCUGAGCUCUUCAAAACCACCAACUUCACCAGCUUCAUCCGCCAGCUCAACCUCUACGGCUUCCGCAAGGUGGUGCUGGGCGGGCCGGGCGCGGCGGGGCCGGGGCCGGGGCCCGGGGGCGGAGGGCCGGCCGGCGACGGGCCGCUGCACCACUUCCACAGCCCGCACUUCCGCCGGGACCAGCCGCAGCUGCUCGUGCACCUCAAGAGGCUGACGAGCGCCAACAAGGCCAAGCUGGCGGCCGGCCUGGAGGUGCCCUGCCGCCCACCCAACCGCUUCCAGAGGCUCCUCAUCACGUCGGCCUCCGCCUCGGCCUCGGCCUCCACCUCCCCGCUGCAGCACCAGGAGCCGCCGCCGCCGCCGCCGCCCGCGGGGCCCCGGCCGGAGCCGCAGGGGCCAGUGGCUGUAGGACAAUUCCACCGGUCAUUCCGGAGAGAGAGUCUGUCUCCUUACUCCUACGUAUCAACUUCAUCCCACAACCACAGUACUUUCCCUCUGAAAGGUUUAGAUCGGACCCCAAUUCCUCCUAGAACAUGGCAGAACUCCCUUGGAAUGCACCCAGGACAAGUGGAAACGACUCCCACUUUUUCAGAUAAAGGGGUUCCAUUUCCUGUACUGCAGAGAUUUCCAACUGAGGUUACCUAUACCCUGCAGCCCAGCGCCACAUCUGUACACGUUCAACAAGGUCCUCAAACAAUGGUCAGCUCCUCCCAAAAAUAUAGUAACUACACACCCUCAGCACAGUACUCCCAAGCCUACUAUCCAACAGCUGUGCUACAGUGCUGUUCUCCUUCUACGCACAUGGAUGCUUUAAGUAGUUGUGUCACUCCCACUGCCUCGUCAUAUGCUCAUUGCAACUACUUCCAGUCCUAUUUUCUCUUUUCUCAGAAUCCUCCAAUGCAAUCCUCCUAUCCAGUUGAAUUUCUGCCUUCUAAUUGGCCUUGCAGUGCUACUGAUGAAAAUAAAAAAACAGAAGUAAACCUAGAGGCUGUUUUUCAGAUAGUAGAUGAGUUGCAUGCUUCCCCUAAACUGGAAAUGGUAAAGGUGGAGCCUGUUGAGAAUCAGUGCCCAACAUCUCAGUCUAACAGAGGUCAACAUAUCCUAGCUAAUUCAAACAACAGCAAUGCAUCUUCCACAAGUCAGGCUAGCCACCUGGAGCCACUUACUCCUGUAGGCUCAGAUAUUACAUCUUUUGUGGUCGGAACAGAACAAGCAAUUACCUGCUCUCUGCCACAGUCACCUGAGUACAUCUAUACCAUCCAUACAGCUCAACCUGUUGAAAAUACAAUACAGGAAACUACAGCCAUUCAACAAGCUCAUGUCAAACUGAAGGAGCAGCUAAGUCAUAAUCCGUCUCCAACCUCUGUAGUAUUUGUGCAGGAGGGGCUACCGUUCAGCUCACACCAGGUGGAUGCCAGUAUAAAAUGCCAGACCAAUACACCUGAAAAUAUCUUGCCUUCAGAACAGAUGGGAUUCCUUAUUUCAGACAUGGGGCCUGCUAGCAAGCCUAGUAAAGACACAGGCUUAUCCACUCCAGCCAGAAACAGAGAGCGAAGAAGCAACUUGCAGCAAGGAAAGUCCCCUGAUCUUCAUCUGCUGGUGGACGUGGCUUGCAAGCAGGAACACUUUCCAAAGGAGGAAGAAUUAAAAGAGUGAGGCAUGAAUGACAGAUGUGACAUUGUGCACUGGCUGUAGCUGGAGGCAGACUAGCCUUGCACAUGACACACUUUUGGGAUUUUUUUUCCAGUUCUGUUAAGGAAAAAAAAAAAAGCAUUUCUGUUUUGUUAAUUGAGAAUUUUGUUAUUUGAGAAUUGGGAUUUUAUUUACUACAGCUGUUCAGUUCAGAUUAUUUACCUUGACAAGCUACUGUAAACACCAAGCGGCCCCCCCCCUUUUUUUUUUUGCUGCCCAGAACUCUUUCAAAUGAAAAGUCCUGGCCUUCUGUUACAGUGAAGAAGCAUCUAAAAACUUCUGCAUCUAUGGUACUGGAGAAUCAACUGUGUGCUCAUGCUAUCAUCUUGCCACUUUUAAACUAUAGUCAGCACAACCCUAACGGGAGUUCAGUCUGUUUCAUACCACAUUGUGAUCCUUUUAGAGAAAAUUGUGUGAGAAACAAAGGAAUGCCAGAUGACCAAGAUCACAGGUCUAAUGGGUCAGGAAUUUCAAGGAAGAAACUCUAAUUUUCUAAGUGAUUAACUAGGAAAUUUUCUUGCUUCCUGCCCAGCAUUCUGUUUCAAGAGCAAGGCAUCCGGACUUGGAUCACCCAUCACACUUAACAGCCCGAUUCUUUUUAUUAGUGGGAGCUUUCUUCUAUUUUCAUAUCUUUCUUUAAUUUUAAUGAUACCUUAUCCUAGAUGGUAAGAGGGUUUUUGUUAAUAUAUCACUUAUUUAAAUGUCUUCUGAAGAAAAUUAUUUAAUUUGUUUAAUAUAACUAUUUAUGAAUGCUGGUAGAUUGAAAAGUUUUAAACUUUAUAUUUUUAUUAAUAUUGCAGGAUAGAGGAUGCAUAUAGAGUAUAAAGGACACAAGUGUAAUAUUUUAUUUUUAAGGGGAAAUGUACAGUGGGUGAACAAAAACACUUAAGAUUUAAACACUAUUUUCUUAUUUUAGAUUUUUGCUUCCAGAAAGUAUAAGUCCUUAUCUGUAUAAAAUAUUGUGUGUAAAUUCUAAGAACUGAUUAGUAGUCAUUUAACAGGAUCUCUAUCUCUGAUAUUUUAUGUCUGGUCUAGGCUUGUAGAGACUUUCAGAUAGAGGGAUUGAGAAUGAUAUUUGAAUGUUAUCCUUGUCUGUAGGAUUCUAAAUUCAAGUUGUAAGACUGUGACUAGUUUAUGGAUGCCUAGUCUCUGUAGUUGAUCCUUAUUUGCUCUCCAAUGACAGAAAGGGAAUUUCUGACUUAAAGUCUUUUAAACUGACUAGGACUUUUCUGCUCCAGUUUUCCUAACAAGCACUACAGAAACAAAAAGGAAAGCCUAGGAAUAUGAAAUUUACUUAAAAGAAAAGGCACUUAGUGAUAUAACAUGCUAGCUAUUGUAGGUGUAACAAUGCAUAUCUUAAAUUGUAUUGUGCCUUUCCAGUGAUGCCAAACCCAAAAAUGUUACGGAGAUAUUAGAUUUUUGGAAAAGGGUGAGCUCUGUAAUAUCUAAACUGAAUAGAUAUGAGAGUAGGUUCUGAAAAGUGACCUCUUUUGGUCCAUUCUGAUUAGACUAGUUGAUGUCCAUGUGAUGGACAUUUAUUCAUAUUUAUUAGCAAGAUUUAAAAGAUGAAAAUAUUAUCAAGACUCCUACAUCUUUUGUCCAGACAAUGAAUUUCGGCAGAGUAUAUGAAGAGAAAACCCACUCUCCAGGUGAAGGGACUUUGCCUUUGCUCUGUCAUUGAAAAGCUGAUAUACUGUGUAGGUGAUAUUCCUUUCCAUAAAUAUGCCUUUAUCUUAGCUUUGUAUAUGUUAAGAGAACUAUAUCGUUUAAGGGACAUGUGUCAAGCAGGAUCUUUGGCAUGAAUUUGGUUUCAGUAGUUUUAAUGAAAUGCCUUUUAUCAACUUUCCAAUUUUUAAAAAAAUAUGUGAAUACAACAGACCAAGGAGCUGGAUCUCCUGCUAUCCCCACAUGCCUGCUACCCAACAACUAAAGCUACUCUUACUGACUUGGGCAAAAUGGUAAAAUCUGAAAAUCUUUGUGUGAUUUAGUCAGUAGGAUCUGAUAACUACCAACAAGUUCCUGACUAGCACCUCAGUAUUUCAGCUCGAUAAGCAUGAUAAAUUUCAAUCAUUCAAUAAUAAAGUGAGUGUUUCAACUAGA